AGUUGCAAUUUAAUUUCUUCAAUUUAUCUUUCAAUUUCCUUUCAGACUAACCAAAAAGUAAUCAAGAAUAAUCAAGGAUUGGACUUUCUUUCCCCACUGACUGUAUUCAACAGUAAAAUCUCUCAUAAUAUCUGACAUGAAUAUCUGGGAUUAUAAUUUUUAUCAUAAAUAAUAUUCACGAAAUUGAUUUCCAUGACAAAGUCGAUCUCGAUCUUAAUUUUGUGAUUUUGGGUAUUCGAGGCAACAAUUCUUCAGACAAUCUCUUUUAGCUCAUUGGUUUAACUCAACAUGUAAAAAUCGCUGAUUGUUAACUUGGUAAAAUGAGAUAUGUUAAUCCAUCAUUCAAUCAGUUUGUUGAACAAUCUAAUUCGUUCUCAUUUUUGAUGAAUUUCGUACUUCCUAAUUGAUUUCAAUAUUUUUGUUCAAGCUUCCAGGAGGUAAUGAAUAAGACAUUGAUAUUUUGAUUAUAAUUAUUUGCCCUUAUAUCAUUUUCCUCAAAGUUUAGUUCUAAGUUUGUUUUGGAAGUAGGUGAUUUGUAGAGGCUAAUUGUUUAUCUAGUUUGAUUUAGAUAAGUUAGUUAGAAAAGACAAAGGGUUAAAUUGUAAAUUGUGUUGAAAUGUACUAUUGUUUUCAUCUUAUUAUCAGUUGUUUUCUUGUCGAACUGUUGAGUGCACAAAGUGAGGAUGAAGUAAGGCCAAUCAAUCCUGAUGUCUUCAUACCGUGUUUCAAAGUAAAAUGUUACGGAGAUGAUUUGGGUUGCUUUAGGCCUUUAAUAUCAGGAUUAAUCAUUUUAUUUCCACCGAUAAGUAUAUGUGCUGAAGAUCCCAAGAUUGUUAACCUGACCUUUCACAUUGCCAAUAGAGAUGAUCCCUCCAUGUUUAUUGACACAACUUCAUUGUCUGCUCUUAAACCAGGACGUAGUUUGGCCUUUUACAGCCAUGGAUGCUUCGGAAGUUAUGCAGAUAAAAAUGCCCUUUACCCGGGAUUCGGGUUACUCCGACAUUACUACCAAGUAGUUCUGUCUGAUUGGGUUAGAGGAGCAAAUCCAUACGUUUUUGGUAGAAUGCCUGCAAUCAUCAAUUUAUUUCUAUGUACAGCCAAUUGUGAAGUUGUUGGACGCCGAGUGGCUAAUGUUUAUGCUUAUGCAGUCCAACGAUUGGGCAUCAGCCCUUCAGAUAUAGUUGUAGUAGGUCACAGUGCUGGUUCACAGGCAACACAUUUCACGAGUACCUGGUUACAGGAAAAAUAUAACAUGAAACCCUAUGAAACAAUUGGUUUGGAUGUGGUUUCUGACCCUUAUAUCCCAUCUACUGUACUCCCAGUCAAUCGCAUGGACGCUUCUUAUGUAACUGCAGUUCAUACAACGUUCAACUUUCCCAUUCCCCUGAUAUCUCAUCUUCCGGCUGCAACCGUAUUAAAAGUCGGCUCGCCUUUUCCCUUAUCACAUACGGAUUUAUAUGUUAAUGGACCUUACGGAGUGUUGAUUCUUCAACCACCCUGUGGACUCUUGCCAUAUUGUAGUCACUUUUAUUCGAUCAAUGUCUAUGUGGGAUCGUUGUUUGGCUGUCGAUAUAAAUCAUGUUACUUCAAUGAUGAUCGAACUGGUGUUGCUAGUUCAGUUUUUGGCAAACGAGGUGCAUUAUGUAUAACAGCUCCUAAAUAUCCAUUAACAGAAUGUGAAUGCGAGUCAGGAUCGAAGACACAAUCUGUUGAAUUUAGUAAAGUAAAAAAGUCUCAUAGAAUGGAAAGUGUGAAACACUUGAAUGUCAGUUGUUGAAGUCGUUAAAACGAUUCUUCAACCAUUUAUUUAAUCAACAUAAUGAAAAAAUUAAAAGAUUUCAAAAAUCA
This is a messenger RNA of Tetranychus urticae (two-spotted spider mite), 1848 nucleotides long. Its product is annotated as phospholipase A1 VesT1.02-like. Gene Ontology annotation, molecular function: lipase activity. The record is from RefSeq and is a predicted model, not a curated record. Lineage: Eukaryota; Metazoa; Arthropoda; Arachnida; Trombidiformes; Tetranychidae. Gene Ontology annotation, biological process: lipid catabolic process.